Messenger RNA from Monoraphidium neglectum, 954 nucleotides. Its product is annotated as putative Cell differentiation protein RCD1. The record is from RefSeq and is a predicted model, not a curated record. Lineage: Eukaryota; Viridiplantae; Chlorophyta; Chlorophyceae; Sphaeropleales; Selenastraceae. Bases 1 to 954 code for a protein of 317 amino acids. Gene Ontology annotation, biological process: negative regulation of translation; mRNA catabolic process. The transcript is spliced from 6 exons. Gene Ontology annotation, cellular component: P-body; CCR4-NOT complex; CCR4-NOT core complex.
AUGAGCAGCAACGAGAUUGAGACGUACGUGCACCAGCUCAUCAACCCGGCGACACGGGAAAAUGCGCUGCUUGAGCUCAGCAAGAAGCGGGAGAACUUCCCUGAGCUGGCGCCAUACCUCUGGUACAGCUUCGGCACCAUAGCGGCGCUGCUGCAGGAGAUCGUGUCCAUCUACCCGCUGCUCUCGCCGCCGGCGCUCACGGCGCACGCGAGCAACCGCGUGUGCAACGCGCUGGCGCUUCUGCAGUGCGUCGCGUCGCACCCAGAGACCCGCGGGCUGUUCCUUCAAGCGCACGUGCCGCUGUUCCUGUACCCGUUCCUCAACACCGUCUCUAAGACGAGGCCGUUCGAGUACCUCCGGCUCACCAGCCUGGGCGUCAUUGGCGCACUGGUCAAGGAGCGGAUGCCGCAGGCCGGGCACAGGGUGUGCGGCGCAAUGGCCGAAAUCGCGCUGCUGCAUGGCGGCCGCACGACGCUGGGCGUGGAUGACACUGACGUCAUCAACUUCCUGCUGUCCACAGAGAUCAUCCCCCUGUGCCUGCGCACCAUGGAGAUGGGCAGCGAGCUGUCCAAGACAGUGGCCACGUUCAUUGUUCAGAAGAUACUGCUCGACGACGUGGGCCUCAACUACAUCUGCGCCACCGCGGAGCGCUUCUUCGCCGUCGGCGCCGUGCUGGGCAACAUGGUGGUGAUGCUCGCGGAGCAGCCCUCCCCGCGGCUGCUGAAGCACAUCAUCCGCUGCUACCUGCGGCUCUCGGACAACCCCAGAGCGCGCGAGGCGCUGCGCCAGUGCCUGCCCGAGCUGCUGCGCAACCCCGGCUUCACGGCGUGCCUCAAGAGCGACGACACGACGCGCCGCUGGCUGGCGCAGCUGCUGGUCAACGUCGGGUUCCCAGAGGCGGCCGCGCAGCUCUCCAACGAGAUGCUGCAGCCGACGCCGCUGCAGGGCCAGUGA